AUGGCAGGUGCCAACGACGACGACGACGACGGUGGUGAGAUGGUAUUCCCCACGUCGCAGGCGAGCUCGCAUUUCCCCCUCGAGCCGGUGUCCGCUGCCGUCCUCUGUAGUCGGGAGACGAAGCGGAGAGAUGCGGCGGUGGCGAGAGGUAGAGUGAGAGUUGGGAGCCGGGAGGUCGAUGAGGAGGUUCUCGGUGGCGGGUUUGAGAGGGGAAGUGUUGUUGGGCUAAGUUCUGAGAGUGAGCAGAUGGGAAUUCUGAUCUCGAUGCAGGCGCUGGCAAAGACACUCUGCGGAAGCGAGUCCGAGAGUGAUGGAGAAGGCAAGGAGGCGAGGGUGAUGGUCGUCACGACGCAGCCUCCUGCGGCUAUUCUCCCGCCAUUGAGGGACGCCAUUCGAACGGAGCUCGUGGUGCGCGGCACCGCUGAGGUGGAUGUGGUGACGAGGUUGAGGAGGUGUUUGGGGAGGGUCUCUAUCUCGAGGGUGUUUGAUCUCGAGGGCUUGUGGGAGGCUCUCGGUGAUUUGGACAUUCCGCCUGAGAGUCCUGAGCCACGCGUGAUCUCCUCUUCCCCGGGGGUUCGGGCACCACCUAGGGAGCGGUUGGAGAAGGAUGGUGACGAUGAUGGUGCGGAAGGCGAGAAGAAAGAUGAAGCGGUCGCGGAAGACCCGGUCAGUGUGGAAGUUUCUGCUGAUGAUGCGGCGAUUUCUUCGAGGAGGCAUGCUGCGCCAGGGCCGGAACUAUCUCAACAGCCCGAGAGGAUUGUGUUGCCGGAACUCAAGCCACAGCCUCAGCCAGCUAGGUCUACGAAAACAGAGAUCGCCGACAGCGACGAGGAUGACGACGAAGACGCCAUCUCGCUGCCAUCUUCGUCGUCUUCGUUGUCACCGCCGCCUUCGACAAUUCGGUCCCCGACACCUUUUGUGGACGCAGGUUCUCGCGAGAGAGCAGAUGAAGUGGAAGUCACUGGCGUAGAGGAGGACGACUUAGACAAUAACGCUGAAGAAACACCAGAACAAGUCACAGAAGAGCCUCACGAGGAGGAGGAGGAGGAGGGGGAGGAGCCUGAGAGAAGACCACCGCCAGGAGACGAGAUCCCCGCCAACGCGAUCCCAGCUGUAGCGGCACCCGAGAAAGGAUCCCCAGAAGACGACGAUUCAAAAGGCCCAGCCUUGCCGGACAUCAUCCUCAUCACCCACUUCCACAGCCUCAUGGCGGCCCUCUUCACCCACCGCGACCGCCAGUCCGCGCACGACUCGCUCCAACACCUCUCUUCCCACCUGCGGUAUCUAUCCAGGAACCUACAGACCAGCCCGUUGAUUAUACUCCUCAAUAGCACGAGCUCUUCAAAGCAAUCGACGACAAUCAAGCCGGCGAAUACCCAAGGCGGUCCGCCGGCGCCGGCGCCACCGAACCGAGGAGAAAACGGCGCUGGCAGUAGUGGCAAGGCAGCCGAUCCGACCCUCCAAUCAAUCUUCAACCCGCCUGCAUUGAACAUCAAGGGCUACGGCUACGGCGGAAACCAAGCUGCGUCGAGAAGGAACAAACCCACCUUUGGGCUCGUGUUUUCGCAGCUUCUUGAUUUGCACCUGCUCUGUACCAAGAUACCUAGAGAUAAGGAGGAUGCUGAGAGGCUAUAUGCUGCUGUGCCCGGUGGUGGUAGUGGGGAGAACGAUGGCACCGGGGUCGUGAGGUUUGUCUGGGCUUUGGAGGUUCUUCUCGAUGAGAGUGGUGUUUGGGAGCACGGGACGGGGGUGGGGGCGGGAGCGGAAGCGGGAGGAAGAAGGAGGACCCCGAGGAAGAGCAGAGAGCAGAGAUGGGGCGCUAUUGAUGUCAGGGGUGGGCGGGUGGUCGAUGCGUUUGAAGCUGUGGAGAGGAAGAAGAUUGGCGAGAUUCGGGUCGUUGGCGGGUUUGGGGGCCCGAGAGUGUGA
This is a messenger RNA of Colletotrichum fioriniae, 1926 nucleotides long. RefSeq lists its product as uncharacterized. The record is from RefSeq and is a predicted model, not a curated record. NCBI's taxonomy places the organism in Eukaryota, Fungi, Ascomycota, Sordariomycetes, Glomerellales, Glomerellaceae.